Athalia rosae (coleseed sawfly) is the source of this 2191-nucleotide messenger RNA. RefSeq names its product protein GUCD1. Bases 301 to 1053 code for a protein of 250 amino acids. The transcript has 5 exons. The record is from RefSeq and is a predicted model, not a curated record. NCBI's taxonomy places the organism in Eukaryota, Metazoa, Arthropoda, Insecta, Hymenoptera, Athaliidae.
GUCUGUUGCCAAAAUUGUUGGCUAUUCGUAUUAACCUAAGAGUUACACGUUUUGACAGCGCCAUUUGUAAACGAUUCAAGUGCUUAUCGUGUCAUAUCGACUUGAUAUCGACUACCGAAACAUCAAAUUUUAACACGACAUGAAUCGAUGUUUUCGAUUGUAGGCGUGUCUCAAGGCGUCUGAAAUUAAAAUAAAAAGAAUGAAAGUCCAUUGUUAAAAUAAAAUAGUAAAUGUCAAAUAGUGGAAGGCCUUGUGUUACCAAAGUUAUGUGUUUGUAUACAAGGUUGUACCCGUUUCACCAUGAACAGCGUAAGGAAUGCUAGUGAGUUUAAUACCUCUGAAGAAAAAAGCAUUUGUGAAGUGAAGAUUCCUCACGUCAGACAGCGGUUUAAUUGGGAUUGCGGAGUUUCCUGUGUCCUCAUGGUUAUACCUGAUGAGGAGCGAAAAUAUUUUUUUAACAAUUUUUAUCAAGUAUGCAAAGAGGAAGGAUUUGACAAGAGUACUUGGAGCGUGGAUUUGUGUUAUCUAUUGAAACGGUUUGGAGUCAAACAUAAAUAUUGCACUAUCACUUUUGGGGUUCAUCCUGGCUAUCGUGGUGAACAUUUUUACGACAAGAUACUUCACAAGGAUGAGGAUAGAGUGAAUAAGAGAUUCCUGGAUGCAUCAGAGAACAAUAUUACAAUAAGGAGAACCUCUUUAUCUAAUAUGGAUCUUAUCAAGCAUUUAACGACUGAGGGUCCAAUUAUACUUUUAACAAAUGCAAGUUUAUUGUGGUGCGAUAUAUGUAAAAAUAACAAAAUUACCUGCGAAUUAAGAAACUGUUUUCCUUGGCCUGUUAGCUAUAAUGGCCAUUACAUCGUACUCGUGGGCUAUAACAGUGGUAGGAAAAGAUUUCUCUACAGGAACCCUACCUACAGAGAGCGUUUAUGUGCGAUGUCCUACUGCCACUUAGAGGAAGCGAGAAAAUCUUAUGGAACUGAUGAGGAUGUCAUUUUAAUAUUCAGUAUAAACAGUUCGGCAGAUACCAAAUCUUCAAAUUCAGAAGCUCAGUGAUUCAUAAAUUCUGAACUACUUUUAUUUUAGAUGGUUAGACUCGAACAUUACUAUUAGUCCAAGGGCUUAAGAUACCUGAGUAAAGUUGAAGUGCAUUUUAACGUAUGCCUGACUAGAUUGAUAGUGACGUUUUGUGGCAGAUGUUUAGCAUGGCCAAUGGGGUUGGAAACAAUCUUGCCAGGUAUACAACAGCCAGGCAGGUAAUAGCAGUUUUUCUAUGUUAAGAAAAUAAAUCAAAUUUUUGAUGCGAAACUAUUGUUAGGUAGCAAUAGCGAUGAAGUUCACGUUUUUACAACGUGUCAUUUUGUGCCUUAUUCAAUUAUGAAAGGAUUGGGACGUAUAACAAUAUUGACACUAUGACGAAUAGUGGAAUUUAUUCUAUGGUCACUUUUGAGAGAAGUAAACAAACUAUCAAAGUAAAAUAAAACAAAUUUAAUUUUCUAAAAUGAUUCUAUCGAAAAAUUUUCAUAGUAGAGCAAUAAAGCUACAUGAUAAUGAAUAAAAGUGUUGCUAUAAUUUUAUAUUUUAUUUCUCAAAAAUUAGACAUUAGAUUAAGGUAGCACGAUAGUUUUUUAAAAGUUUUCGGUGAUGGUUCAAAGUAUUAUUAACAAUCUCAUGCAUAUCUGUCACGUGCAUAGUAACUAUCUAAAACUUUUGAUGUAAUAACUUGGCUGCGUAAUCUACUGUGAUAAUAAAAUAUUAUUGUCAGCCAAAUAUAGAAUUUACUUUCAUUUUAAAAGUUCUUCAGGUUUGGAUACGAUUAUUUCUGACGAAACCGUAAUCAAACUGCAGUGUUUUAUUUUGACUGCUCAUUAUCACUAUGAUAAAUCUGAUAUCAGCCUUAUAAGAGGUCAAGACGUAUCGAAUGAAUAAAUUAAGUACUUAUUAACGUACCUUUGAUAUCGGAUGGCAAAAAGUACAAAGAAAAAUUUAUUUUUUCUACGCUCUACAUAACGUGAUUGUUGUAAUGAGUGGAAAAGAAAAAAUCAUAGAUCAUUAAUUAAGUCACCUUAUAAUAAUCUCUCUGAUGGGAGGUUGAAUGUGUAACUAUUCUUUUCCUUUAACCAUGUAUAUCCUCUGUGUACUUCGAUUCAUAUCUUUAGCAGAUUAAAAUAAAAUGAAAGAAGAUUCGAUGGCA